Molecule: messenger RNA, 603 nt
Organism: Onthophagus taurus
Lineage: Eukaryota; Metazoa; Arthropoda; Insecta; Coleoptera; Scarabaeidae
Gene: RpS18
Product: Ribosomal protein S18
Biological process (GO): translation
Cellular component (GO): small ribosomal subunit; ribosome; cytosol
Molecular function (GO): RNA binding; structural constituent of ribosome
Source: RefSeq, a predicted model, not a curated record
AGUGAAUUCAUCUAACUGAAGUUGGCUAUCCUACUUCAGGCGUAUAAACAGUAAAUAUAGUUCUUUUUUGAUCAGCAACCUUCAAAGAUGUCGCUGGUAAUACCAGAAAAAUUCCAACACAUUCUUCGUAUUUUGGGUACGAACAUUGAUGGAAAACGCAAGGUUCAAUUCGCUUUAACCGCUAUCAAAGGUGUUGGCAGAAGAUACGCGAACAUUGUGUUGAAAAAGGCUGAUGUUGAUUUAGAUAAACGUGCGGGAGAAUGUUCCGAAGAGGAAGUAGAAAAGAUUGUUACAAUUAUGUCGAAUCCAAGACAAUAUAAGAUUCCAGAUUGGUUUUUGAACAGACAAAAGGAUAUUAUUGAUGGCAAAUACAGUCAGCUUACAUCUUCAAAUUUAGAUUCAAAACUUCGUGAAGAUUUGGAACGUAUGAAGAAAAUUCGUGCCCACAGGGGUAUGCGUCAUUAUUGGGGUCUCCGUGUUCGUGGUCAACACACAAAGACAACUGGUAGACGUGGUCGCACUGUUGGUGUAUCCAAGAAGAAGUAAAUGAUUUGUAUUUAUGUUAUCUUAAAAAAAUAAAUCUAUCAAGAUUUUGAAAACGAA